This is a messenger RNA of Centruroides sculpturatus (bark scorpion), 1812 nucleotides long. Its product is annotated as neurogenin-1-like. The record is from RefSeq and is a predicted model, not a curated record. Gene Ontology annotation, molecular function: protein dimerization activity. The coding region runs from base 628 to 1278 and encodes 216 amino acids. The transcript is spliced from 2 exons. NCBI's taxonomy places the organism in Eukaryota, Metazoa, Arthropoda, Arachnida, Scorpiones, Buthidae.
UCGUUAUAUUUUUCUGUUUUUUAAGUUAUAAUUUAAGAGCUAUUCUAACCGUUCUAUAUCUAGACUAGUUCUUAAGUCUAUAUUAGAUUACUUUGUCAAGUAAAUUAUGUCAAAUGUCAUGAUGGCAAUGUAUUCCUUGCCUGGAUUAUCUAACCAUUUUUCCUAGAAGAAUCCCGGGAUGGUUUACCAUCCGGAAGUGAGAGGAGCAGGAAGCAACAUAUAGAACGGAAGUGAUGUCACGACGUCCUGUUUACACAGGGUGAAACUAUUUAAAGUUACGGUAAUGAAGAAAGAGAAGUCCUUUUUUCAGAAAUCCAAUCCUUUCCUGUAAACUAACAAUCGAUCAUUUCUCUUUUACCGCCUCGCUCCAAGGAAAACUAGGCUUAUAUGUUAAUAUUAUUCAGAUGUAGUAAUAGUAAAUCUAUUGUUAAUUAUCACUACGAACAGUUAUAUCAUCCAGUUAAGUCAGAAUGUCAUUUAUAUCCUAAAUAAUAUCCAGAAUUUUCAACGUUAAUUAUCAAGAACUUUUGUGAAUAUAUAAGAAGGGAAUUGCAACUUCGAAUUUUUAUCAUCCUUCAGAGAAAUUGGCUUUCAAGAAAUUGAUAUAGGCGUAUCGAGAAGAGAAAAAUGGAAAUUGACGCGGUGUCUCUUGACAAAUUUUUAGGUAUUGAUUCUGAAUCGACUUCGGAAUCGACAACGGAUUUUUCUCCACCAGCUCCCAAACGCGUACUGGAAUCGGUUAAGGAAGAGCCCAAUGACAAUUCUUCUACUAAGACACUGAGUGGCCCCGAAUAUAACUUGAGGCCCCGUUCCUUACAAGUGAAAUUCGAAACGACCGAAAGGAGAAGAGGAUCGACGAAGAGGGAACCGAAACCAAAACAGAAACCGCCUCCUCUGAGCAAGUAUCGAAGAAAAACGGCCAACGCCCGAGAAAGAACCAGGAUGCAAGAGAUCAAUCGAGCCUUCGAAAAUCUGAGGAACGUAGUUCCGCAAUUUCCAUGUAAAUUGGGAGCCGAUAAUGGAAAAUUGACGAAAAUCACUACUUUGAGGCUGGCCGUUAAUUAUAUCGCGGCUCUCACGCAAAUCUUAAGGCAAGCGGACGACGACGAAGAAAUUCCGGAAGGAGGAUCGGAAGCAGAUUCUUGUCAAUCCUUAGAAUCUCUAGAAUCCAGUUUAGAACUGGGAGACGAUUCCUGCAGUUUGAUACCUGACGGUUUCGAUCUUAUUCUAGAAUCUGACGGAGAAAGUAUGCAACUCAGCGACGAACAGACUGUUUAAUGUUUCCAAGAGUUUAACGAAGGAAAUAAAACAAAACAACUAAAGACUCUCUCUACCCGGAAUUGUCUGAUUCAAAUUAGAAAUAAUCGUUUUAGACAUAACUAAAGUAGACGAUGCUCUUUGAGCUGAAGUUAUGCGCAUGGAGGAUACCUCUGCGCGUAUCUGGCCGCUACUUAAAUUCGAAGACAAAGACAGAAAAUACUCAAAAUGUUGAAAUGUGUACAGUGAUAUUUACCUCAUCCAAUGAGAAUAUUAGAAUUUUUAAGAAAGAAUAAGUUGACAAACUGCUCAAAAAUAGGGCUUAAGCCUUUUAGCUAUACAGUUCCGUCCUUAUUAAAUGUCAUCGGUGAUUUUCCCUAGAUGGGAAGUUAAUGCUUCGAGCUCACUAGAACCAACGUGUUUCAGGAGUGUUUUAUACAUAGGAAAAUAAAAUAUUUUAUAUAAAAAUUUAUAUAUAAAAAUUCCUUAGUGCCAGUUAAAUUUUUUUUUCAUAUUGUAUCUUUUUUUUGUUAUAUUACAUUAUUUGUUGCGUAA